This is a messenger RNA of Pteronotus mesoamericanus, 11161 nucleotides long. RefSeq names its product potassium calcium-activated channel subfamily M alpha 1 (gene KCNMA1). Gene Ontology annotation, cellular component: postsynaptic membrane. The coding region runs from base 242 to 4042 and encodes 1266 amino acids. Lineage: Eukaryota; Metazoa; Chordata; Mammalia; Chiroptera; Mormoopidae. Gene Ontology annotation, molecular function: large conductance calcium-activated potassium channel activity. Gene Ontology annotation, biological process: vasodilation; regulation of membrane potential; potassium ion transmembrane transport. The transcript has 31 exons. The record is from RefSeq and is a predicted model, not a curated record.
CCGGGCGGGCGGGCCGGCGGUCGGGGGGAGGGCGGACGGCGCGGCUGGCUGUAUAUAUCUCCGCGCACCCCGCCAGGUCGCGCACAGCGCCCCGAGCCCAGGCGCCUCCCCGCCCCCUCCCCGCGCUCCGCGGCGGCGGCGGCAGCAGGAGCAGCAAUAUGGCUGUGGAUGGGUGCUCGGGGCGGCGCUGGCGGCGGGAGGAGCUCCCCCGAGCCCCUGCGCCGGCUGCCCGUUGCUAGCUAUGGCAAAUGGUGGCGGCAGCGGCGGUGGCAGCACCAGCGGCGGCGGCGGAGGCGGAGGCAGCAGUCUUAGAAUGAGUAGCAAUAUCCACGCGAACCAUCUCAGCCUAGACGCGUCCUCCUCCUCCUCCUCUUCCUCCUCCUCUUCAUCCUCCUCCUCUUCCUCCUCGUCCUCGGUCCACGAGCCCAAGAUGGAUGCGCUCAUCAUCCCGGUGACCAUGGAGGUGCCGUGCGACAGCCGGGGCCAACGCAUGUGGUGGGCUUUCCUGGCCUCCUCCAUGGUGACUUUCUUCGGGGGCCUCUUCAUCAUCCUGCUCUGGCGGACGCUCAAGUACCUGUGGACCGUUUGCUGCCACUGCGGGGGCAAGACGAAGGAGGCCCAGAAGAUUAACAAUGGCUCAAGCCAGGCUGAUGGCACUCUCAAGCCAGUGGACGAAAAAGAGGAGGCAGUGGCAGCCGAGGUCGGCUGGAUGACCUCUGUGAAGGACUGGGCGGGGGUGAUGAUAUCUGCCCAGACACUGACCGGCCGAGUCCUGGUUGUCUUAGUCUUUGCUCUCAGCAUUGGUGCACUUGUAAUAUACUUCAUAGAUUCGUCAAAGAGCCGCACUGCAGACUCUUUGAUCCCAAUAGAAUCCUGCCAGAAUUUCUACAAAGAUUUCACAUUACAGAUCGACAUGGCUUUCAACGUGUUCUUCCUCCUCUACUUUGGCUUGCGGUUUAUUGCAGCCAACGAUAAGCUGUGGUUCUGGCUGGAAGUGAACUCUGUAGUAGAUUUCUUCACGGUCCCCCCAGUGUUUGUGUCUGUGUACUUAAACAGAAGUUGGCUUGGUUUGAGAUUUUUAAGAGCUCUCAGACUGAUCCAGUUUUCAGAGAUUUUGCAGUUUCUGAAUAUCCUUAAAACAAGUAAUUCCAUCAAGCUGGUGAAUCUGCUCUCCAUAUUUAUCAGCACAUGGCUAACAGCAGCUGGGUUCAUCCACUUGGUGGAGAAUUCAGGGGACCCAUGGGAAAAUUUCCAAAACAACCAGGCUCUUACAUACUGGGAAUGUGUCUAUUUACUCAUGGUUACCAUGUCCACGGUUGGCUAUGGGGAUGUUUAUGCAAAAACCACACUUGGACGCCUCUUCAUGGUCUUCUUCAUCCUCGGGGGGCUGGCCAUGUUUGCCAGCUACGUCCCUGAAAUCAUAGAGUUAAUAGGAAACCGCAAGAAAUACGGGGGCUCCUAUAGUGCGGUUAGUGGAAGAAAGCACAUUGUGGUCUGUGGACACAUCACUCUGGAGAGUGUUUCCAAUUUCCUGAAGGACUUUCUGCACAAGGACCGGGACGAUGUCAACGUGGAGAUCGUCUUUCUUCACAACAUUUCUCCCAACCUGGAGCUUGAAGCUCUGUUCAAACGACAUUUUACUCAGGUGGAAUUUUAUCAGGGUUCAGUCCUCAAUCCGCAUGAUCUUGCAAGAGUCAAGAUAGAGUCAGCAGAUGCGUGCCUCAUCCUUGCCAAUAAGUACUGCGCUGACCCUGAUGCCGAAGAUGCCUCCAACAUCAUGAGAGUAAUCUCCAUAAAGAACUACCAUCCGAAGAUAAGAAUCAUCACUCAGAUGCUGCAGUAUCACAAUAAGGCCCAUCUGCUAAACAUCCCAAGCUGGAAUUGGAAAGAGGGUGAUGAUGCAAUCUGCCUUGCAGAGCUGAAGCUGGGGUUCAUAGCCCAGAGCUGCCUGGCCCAGGGCCUCUCCACCAUGCUCGCCAACCUCUUCUCCAUGAGGUCAUUCAUAAAGAUUGAGGAAGACACAUGGCAGAAAUACUACUUGGAAGGAGUCUCAAAUGAAAUGUACACAGAAUAUCUCUCCAGUGCCUUCGUGGGUCUGUCUUUCCCUACUGUUUGUGAGCUGUGUUUUGUGAAGCUCAAGCUCCUAAUGAUAGCCAUUGAGUACAAGUCUGCCAACCGAGAGAGCCGUAUAUUAAUUAAUCCUGGAAACCAUCUUAAGAUCCAAGAAGGUACUUUAGGAUUUUUCAUCGCAAGCGAUGCCAAAGAAGUUAAAAGGGCAUUUUUUUACUGCAAGGCCUGUCACGAUGACAUCACAGAUCCCAAAAGAAUAAAAAAAUGUGGCUGCAAACGGCUCAAGGUUGAAGCUAGAUCACGCUAUUCCAAAGACCCAUUUGAGUUCAAGAACGCAACUCACAAUUCUCGGCUUGUGACCAAGCCAGUUGAAGAUGAGCAGCCCUCAACGCUGUCACCAAAAAAAAAGCAACGGAAUGGAGGCAUGCGGAACUCCCCCAGCUCCUCGCCCAAGCUGAUGAGGCAUGACCCCUUGUUAAUCCCCGGCAAUGAUCAGAUUGACAACAUGGACUCCAAUGUGAAGAAGUAUGACUCUACUGGGAUGUUUCACUGGUGUGCACCCAAGGAAAUAGAGAAAGUCAUCCUGACGCGAAGUGAAGCCGCCAUGACCGUCCUGAGUGGCCAUGUAGUGGUCUGCAUCUUUGGCGAUGUCAGCUCAGCCCUGAUUGGCCUCCGGAACCUGGUGAUGCCACUCCGUGCUAGCAACUUUCAUUACCACGAGCUCAAACACAUCGUUUUUGUGGGCUCCAUUGAGUACCUCAAGCGGGAAUGGGAGACGCUUCAUAACUUCCCCAAAGUGUCCAUAUUGCCUGGUACGCCAUUAAGUCGGGCUGAUUUAAGGGCCGUCAACAUCAACCUCUGUGACAUGUGCGUUAUCCUGUCAGCCAAUCAGAAUAAUAUUGAUGAUACUUCGCUGCAGGACAAGGAAUGCAUCUUGGCGUCACUCAACAUCAAAUCUAUGCAGUUUGAUGACAGCAUUGGGGUCUUGCAGGCCAAUUCCCAAGGGUUCACACCUCCAGGAAUGGACAGAUCCUCUCCAGAUAACAGCCCAGUGCAUGGGAUGUUACGUCAGCCAUCCAUCACGACUGGAGUCAACAUCCCCAUCAUCACUGAAUUAGUGAACGAUACUAAUGUUCAGUUUUUGGACCAAGACGAUGACGAUGACCCCGACACAGAACUGUACCUCACGCAGCCGUUUGCAUGUGGGACAGCAUUUGCCGUCAGCGUCCUGGACUCGCUCAUGAGCGCGACAUACUUCAAUGACAAUAUCCUUACCCUGAUACGGACCCUGGUGACUGGAGGAGCCACACCGGAGCUCGAGGCUCUGAUUGCUGAAGAGAAUGCCCUUCGCGGGGGCUACAGCACCCCCCAGACGCUGGCCAAUAGGGACCGCUGCCGCGUGGCCCAGUUAGCGCUGCUGGAUGGGCCCUUCGCGGACUUGGGGGAUGGUGGUUGUUAUGGUGAUCUGUUCUGCAAAGCUCUGAAAACGUAUAAUAUGCUUUGUUUUGGAAUUUAUCGUCUGAGAGAUGCUCACCUCAGCACCCCCAGCCAGUGCACGAAGAGGUAUGUCAUCACCAACCCCCCCUACGAGUUUGAGCUCGUGCCGACGGACCUGAUCUUCUGCUUAAUGCAGUUUGACCACAACGCCGGCCAGUCCCGGGCCAGCCUCUCCCAUUCCUCCCACUCGUCCCAGUCCUCCAGUAAGAAGAGCUCCUCCGUGCACUCCAUCCCGUCCACAGCAAACCGACCGAACCGGCCCAAGUCCCGGGAGUCCCGAGACAAACAGAAUGCAACAAGGAUGAAUAGAAUGGGCCAAGCAGAAAAGAAAUGGUUUACAGAUGAACCGGAUAAUGCCUAUCCCAGAAACAUUCAAAUCAAGCCCAUGAGUACCCACAUGGCUAACCAGAUCAACCAAUAUAAAUCCACAAGCAGCUUGAUUCCACCAAUCAGAGAAGUUGAAGAUGAAUGUUGACUCCCAGGAGACCAGAACUAUUUUUUUAAAGCCUGACAAACUUCAUAAAUGGUGAUGUGACUUUUCUUCCUCUUACAUGCUGAAUCACUGGUGGAAACGUUAGGCUAAGUGAGAUUGGCAAGAAAAAUAAAGUAGACGGAUCUUCCUUUUUGUCUGCCUUGAAUAUCGCUUCCAUGUAUUUUGGAAAAGAAAAUGAUUUCAUUUAUAAAUGAACAUACUUAAAUAGUUAUGUAUAGCCUCUAGCAUUUUAAAUUAUUUUUAUUUAUUAGAAAGAAAAUAUAUUUUUUCUUUUUUUUCAUUGUCAAAUAUCUUCCCUAUAUCUAAACAAUGCAAAAUCAAAAUGAGUAUGUGGCCAGACUCCUUAAUGCGUCUUUCUCUUCUUUCUCUUUUCCUUUGAGGAGAAUGAUGGUCACCACCACAAUUAAUUGUAACGAAAGGAAAUGGAUUAUUAUAAAAAAUUUUUAAAUGAUUCAAUGAUGUAAACAUGUAUUUUAGUAAAUUCAAAAGAGAAGACAAAAAAUGGGCAGGUGAAUUUCCUGGAUGGGUGUGUAUUUUGGCUGCACUGACACCAGCUCUUAAUAAAUGGAAACGUUUAUUUUCACAGUUGAAAGUCAUAUUUUUGUAGUUUUAGUUUUCAUUCUGUAUUUCUUAUCCCUUUGUUCAUAUACUGAAAGGGAAGACCUUUGUGCAGCUUUUCUACAAUUGCCAGAUCAGGUUUACCCAGCCAACUAACAAUACCAGGAGAGUUGUGAGCACGCCUGGGAAUGUGGAAAUUGAGGACCAGAUGCACAGGAGACAUUGCUCUGUCUAUUGUUGUAGUGGUGGGAAUUCCUACAUGCUGUUAUGCUUCUCAUUUCAUAUCUCCAAACUACUCAUGCAAGUAUUUCAACUAUGAAAGGAUCUGGUGGGCUUUCCCCACUCCCCAAGCCUCAGAGAUUUUAGUCUGAAAGUUUGUAAGCACUAAUGAAUAGUUUUGCUUAACAAGAGGAUAUGAUAAUACAUUCAAUCUUUUCACUGAAUUUUUGUUUAAAAGCCAAAAAUUUUCUAUAAUCAAGGAUACAACUUUUGCCCAGAUUUUAGCUUUUCAGGCUUUCCUUUAGUCACUGGGACAAAACCCACACACUUGCUACAAUAACAUACAAAAUAAUAACAAAAGGAAAGCAACAAAUGCACUUAAAACAAACGGUUAGAAAUAGGCUUGGAAAACAACCAAGCAGUGAAAUCCAAUGUAUCAGCCACUUCAAACUGUGGUCAAAAGUUUUUUCAGCCAUCAGACACAAUUACUAUGUCUCACGGCUCUGCUGCCACUUGCAUGUUCAGUGUACAGUCCUUCCGGCAACUGUUACGUUCCAAAUGAUUUAGCAAGUCUUUUAACUUCAAAAUUAUCAAUCUUCGGUACAAUUAUCAGGGUCUCUGGAGAAGCAUGGAUGUGACAGUGAUUUUUAUUGUCUUAAAAAUGUAAACUGUGGACACUUGAAGAAACCAAACUUACCAAAAUAUCCCCCAGAGUCCCAUAAUACCUAUUCCAUUAAUUCUUUAGGCCAUGACCCUGUGGUACCUAGUGUGUUAGUGCAAAUCAGAUCAGAAGCAAGCAAUGAAAUCACCAUGAAAACAUAUGUCCACUAAGUACUCCAAUUACAACAUAGGUGAAAUGAGCUUCCACCUCUGUCCCUGUGGAGCCAACGUAGUCAUGCUUCCACCGUGUAGGCGCCGUCCUGAAGUGACCUGUCAGACUGUGUCGUCACAUUUUGUAGAAUUAGUUCUAUAAAAGUAUUGUGAUUAUAAUGUAUGUCCAAUUGGAUUGUUUAAAAACUACUUAUAAUCAAUUGCUAGCCUACUCAGCAGACUAAAAUGACGUCAGCAGUCUAUAUUCAGGCUUAUAAACAUUUCCUGGUUUCCAACAAAAGUAACGUUGGUUUGUGGGGCAAAUCUCUUGCUAGGAUUUUACACUUUUCCUGGAAGCCAGGCCUUCUUUUACAUGAGGAUUUUGCACUGGGGUCACCUUGGCACAUUAACAUCAAUCCACACUCUUCUUUCCUUCAUGAACCCUGGGGGUCUCUUCUUCACUCUUGUUCCCACAACCAUUUCUGAAUUUGUCCUAACUAUUCGGUCUCCUCUGGCAGGUGAUGAUGGCCACCUAAAUGGUCUUAGGGACUUAGACGACAGAGUCCCAUGUCCACUCCCCUCCCUCCUCUCUCCACAUGAAGUCAGUCUGGAAGCAGACAUGUAAACUCCAGGCCCAUCAAUACUAGAGAUUUGAAUCUGAACUUAAAAAAACAAAAACAAAUGGCUAAGAUGGUUCUCUAUGGUACAAGUAUUCCCCCCCACCAAAAAACUAAUUAGUAGGAAUCCAGGUUCUUCUAAGGUGGAGCAGGAAGCUCAUGCUGUUUCACCUUUGUAAUAAUGAGUUGUUCUGGGCCAGAAAAUAAAAUGAGGCAUGCUUUUAAAAAAGUGUGCAAAAUGAUUGAUUGGUGGCUCCUUUGGUGAAAGUUGCUUCCUGGUAGGUUGAAAGUGAAAUGAAAACAGAAACAAGAGUGAAUGAUCACUGAGGGGCUCAACAGAAUGCCAGAGCUCUUGGUUUGUUUCGAUUUGUUGAGCUCUCCGGCCCUGACGAAGUGCUCACCUCACCCCACCAUGAAAAACUCAUCUUUCUGGAUAAAUUCAGUAUAGACCAGUGAUUGUCAUCUUUGGUACAGUGUUAUAAGGCUCUGCUCUCUUAUCUCAGUUUGGGGUUCAGAAAAGCCUUUUUCCCCAACUAAAGUUUCUUGGGUGCAUUGGGAAUCCAAGACACACCAACAGGCUAUUUUAAAAACAGAAAACACUUACUUAUAAAGGCAUUGUCCUGUCACCAUCUUUCUUUUUAUACUUUUACUUUCACCUGAGAAAUUUUAUAUUUUAAAAUAUCACCUUGAACCAAUAUAAAAUACCAUAAACAGAAAUGAUUGUAACUAAAACAUGUUGGGGGACACCCAGAAAUUCUUUCCCUGGAAAGGUUGGGACAGCUUUUGUACAAAAUGUAAUUGAACAUUUUAAGUAAACUGGGAAUUCAAACUGUUUAUUUAGGACUGGAAAGGGGGAAAGUGAUAAAGCAUAAGAAAAUUGGAUAUAUUUUCAUGUGAAAAGAUGAGAGUCUAAAUGUCCUACUGAUGGUUUCAUUGAAGGUUCUAGAACUACAACUACAAAUAACUAGCUAUACAUUUUGAAAAUGUCCUUUAAACUCCCUGAGUUCCAGUGACCUCUUUGUAAAUGAGAGUGAUUCAUUGAGAUGACUCUAAGGUCCUUUUGAGAUCUGAGAGGACAUGGUCUAAGUUAAGAAUGGGAGCACGGGAACCAGCCCUUGGAGACAAUCUUGUCCUGUGCUAGACUGGUGCUCCUCCUUGCUGUGCAUUUUCUGCCCUGGACACCGUAGCAGUUAGGUUCAUUUUUCUGCUUUACAGUUUGGAGUCUCUUUAGGUUCAAAACACAAAUUUCAAAAUUCAUACUCUCCUGAAUCACAUUGAUUAGAUUCUUCUGUGUGUUCCUGGGGCGUUCUUUGCAAUCUCAUUCCUGCCUGACCUUUUUCUUGGUUCAAUAUUCUGUUUUGGUCAACCCUUUCACCUCUAACCCAUAUCUCCAAUCUCCAGUAUGUAGUUUGAGGCUCAUGAAUACUAGGUUCCUGAGGUUUCCAUCAUUUUUUAUUUCUGCAUUCACAUCUGGGCUUUAGGGAAUAAUCAGUCUUACUUCUUACUUUAUUCCAUAUUCUCUGUUUAUUUAAUAUUUUUUUCCUUUCAGUUGUACACUGUCUCUUUGCUACAUUCAUAAGUCUAGUUUUGACCUAUCAUUUUUCAUUGUUAAAGAGAACCUCAGUAAAUGACGCAAGGAAGGGAGGUAUAAAAGGAGGAAAAGAUGUAGAAAGAGAGAGGAAAAAAGAAUAUCAAACCAAGUGACUGGGAUGUGAGCCACUUCACUCAUCGGAGACUAAGGAAAUCCAGUCAACUUGGACAUAGAGCUCCAGUGCAGAAUCUGUCUACUUUUUAUUCUUUCCCUGUAGCCUGUCUAUUUUCUGUUCUGUUCCUAUUUGUUGCCUUUGGAGUGGUAGUAAAAUCACCAAUUACUGUGGCCCAUGAAAAGGCCUUUACUAUUUAGGGCUUGACUUACCAUCUUUUAAAAACAGAAGGAACUGAGAAUUCACUUAUAACUUACCUGGUUAAUUACCUUUCAGCCCUUCCUCUGCUCAUCCCAUGUGUGAAGGGCAGUUUUUUCCAUUUAGAACAGAUGAUUUAACAUUCAAAUCCCAUGUCUAUUUGAGGAAGUGAGGUGGCCCUCUGGAUUUAUUUAUGAAAAAACAGUAAUUAGAAAUGAUUUCCAGCCAGUUUCUACCAGUGUGACCAUAUUGGUUGUUUAAGUGAAGUCUGUUUUGAUUGGUUGUUGCCCAUGCAAUAACAGUUGUUAAUAUUUUAAUAAUUGCUGUAUAAUAAUUCAAAUACUUUAAUUUUAUUUCCAAUUUGUUAUCUCUAUUGUAAGCUUGUUAGGAACAUAUACAGAGAGAAAGCAGCAUGUGUGCCUGAUGUAGCAGGUCCCCUACAACAGUGGAAUGUUCCAUGAUAUCACAGCCUCAUGUGGUUCGACUAGGAAGCAGUUUUAGGUUAGAUUAUCUGUACCAGACCUUCAUUUUUGUACCUUGUUUUAUUUAGAAAGAAAAUGGGCCUGAAAAUUCUGUAUCUAAAGAUAAGUUUAACUCAAGACAUUGGUCAAGGAGCUGGGAAGGAAGAACAAAAACAAAAAGAUAAAAACAGCAUUUUAAAGCACCAUCAGCCAGGAGCAUAUGUGUCAUGGCAGGAGUUAGUACUCUGGGUUGAAAUGAAUGAGAGGUUGCAUUGACCUCCAUGGGCUGGGAAAAAUACAGAGGAAUAUAAUGCUUGAUGGGUUUUGGAAGUAUUUCAAUAAGCAAUAAGUGACUGGAGAAAUGUGUAGCGUGAGGGUUUUUCAGGGAGAGGGGGUUUAAUGGGCCAUAGCUCAUUGGUAAGAAUGUGAUUUCCAUACAUAGACCAUUUUGUCUAUGGGGACGAGUUCACAUAGGAGAGCUGAGGAAAACUAAGAGGAGAUUUCCUGGAAGGGACUAGAAAGUAAAUAGUUUUAAAGGCCAACCUAAGAGAUUGAGACUUAUUUUAAAAAGUCAUGGAAAGCUACUAAGAGUUUUAAACAGAAUGAUGAACACCAAUGCCUAUGUAUCGGUCAGGUUAAAAGUUUUGAGAUUCAGUUCCUCCUGGAAGUCAUCAUGGGAGUGUACACAAAGAUGAACAUUUUCUCAGUAGCAGUGAGUUCUCAGGGGUGCACACUCCAAGUCAACACGAAACAUUCUAAAGCUCCUGUCUUCCUCCAAUAUGUGUUAUGGGUCCUGAUAACUAUAGCAGCUUAGUUGGAGUUGUAGACGCUGGCGUGUGGGCUGGGAGUUGGGACAAUGACUAUAGUCCUGGAAAAGGUUCUUUGUGAAAAGAACACUGAAUUUGGAGCUCAAGGGAAGAAACAUGUAGAGGGAUAGAAAAGAAAACAGGAAGGGGGGCCUGCAAGCGCGGGCAGCUAAGAAAUACAUUGCAUUAACCCAGCAUGGAAGAAGCUGAGAGCUUCAAGUAAGAGAAGGCAUCACAUGCGUAAGGAAAAGUGUGGAAGAGAGGGUAGGUUAUAGCAGACCUUGUAGAUUUGCAAACCAGGUCCACAGAAGUUAGUUGUAAAAAGGGGAGCAUGGCUGAAUUCUCCAAGGGAGGAAUUGCAGGCAUGAAAAAUCAGCUGUCAGAAGACUUUUAGGGGGUUACCCCCAUGUUUUUAGGGGCUAAAAAGAGUAGGAUUAGUUGACACUCUUGGGAUAGAGGACCUAGGGUACUCCAGAACCAGGAAAAUGAGAAACAUGAGAGGGAAACUUUAAGAUGGAGAGGUUGGAGAUGAAGGGUAUUAGAGAUCAUGGCUCAUAAGUAAAAGGACUCACUUGACAAGGCCAGGAACUUUGUUUAUGUGUCAAAAGACCUGGCCAGGGUAGGCAUUCAGCCAGCCAUUGUGAGUUACUUUGGAUGCCAUGGGCAAUGGAGGUUGGACAACUCUUCCAGAUCCCUUCUUCCUGGAGAAGGACUCAGAAGAGAGGACCUCUUCUUUCACCUCCCUGUUCAUGUCACUCCAUUCUUUCUCACCCCCUAACUCAAGCACACACACUGGUGCUUUGGUUUCAGGCUGCUUAAGUGCUAUAAUCAUUUUGCUUUGGUGGCUUUUCUUGACAGGCAGCACGAGAAGAGUAUUUCCUGGCCUGGUGAAAACUAACAUUAAUUUCUAGGUAGAUUUUAAAUUUUAAAAUGUUUCAUUUGGUCUGUUUAUCCCCUUGAGCAUUUCUGUGUUUCCUCUCCUCCACAUUGCCCUUCAGCUGAAUAGGGACGAAGUGACAGCAAAGCUGUGUUAGGAAGCAGUACCAGGCCCAUUGCUCAGAAUCUCAGAAAUGUGGACAGGGCACUAACACGUGCCUGCCAGGACAAACCAGAGUUUUCCUCACAUAGGAUUCAGGAUUAAUUUGAGAUGGUAGCCAGCAGGGCGGAUAGAUCCCCACUUCCACACUGAACCAAAGCCCUGGCCACCCCAGGCAGGCCUGCUCCCCUUCUCCUUCUGUUGAGCACAGCCUGAGAAACAUUUGACCAGAACUGAAACAUUUCAAAUGUAAACCAAGAUUGGCCUGGAAAUCUUUAUUUAAAAUGUUCCAUUCCUAGGUGGCACAAUCACUUCCUGCCUAAAACUUCUGGCCCGCUUCCCACCACCCAGAUCCUGUAAAGAAACUUGCCCCCACUUCACACCAACACCUGCACUCAACAUUUCUUCAGGGGACAAAGUAAAAAAAUAUAUGCUUACACAGAGGUCAGCCUACAUGUUCAUUAAGGAAGAAGAGUGUGGCUUAUUCAUCUGUGUUUUCAACUUUUGAUUGUUGGCAUUAUGAUUAUGAUUACAAAUUAAUGACUUGACUGACAGGAAUUGGAGAAAAGAAUACAUGCUGGUGCUCUGAAAUGAUCUACCCAACUCUGUCAUCUGUAACAACCAGUGAUAACUCUCUUGUCUUGUAAAAAGGGUUUGUACAUAACUUGUACAUGGUUUCAUUUUGUAUUUUUC